Messenger RNA from Ceratitis capitata (Mediterranean fruit fly), 2646 nucleotides. RefSeq names its product serine/threonine-protein kinase STK11 (gene Lkb1). Gene Ontology annotation, molecular function: protein serine/threonine kinase activity; ATP binding; protein kinase activator activity. Gene Ontology annotation, cellular component: cytoplasm; nucleus. Gene Ontology annotation, biological process: protein phosphorylation; DNA damage response; regulation of Wnt signaling pathway. Bases 655 to 2166 code for a protein of 503 amino acids. The record is from RefSeq and is a predicted model, not a curated record. Lineage: Eukaryota; Metazoa; Arthropoda; Insecta; Diptera; Tephritidae. The transcript has 5 exons.
CCAACGAUAUGUUGAUGGAAAAAAAUGAAGUGCGUUACGAUCAGCAGGCACAGCAGAAAAUUUUAGUGAUUAAAAAAUUAUUCAAUUAAAAAUUGGAUGAAAAAAUCGAAGAUAUAAAUAAAUAGUAAACAUUUACAGCGAAUAAUAAGUGUAGAGUUCUAUAUCAAAACCCAAAAGGCAACGCAAAGCAAAGGAAUUGAUUUCAAGGCGACGGCGUUGUGUAUAGACGGCACCCCUCUUCUGAUAAGAUUUUUGCAUGAUUGCUAAAUGUCUGAGAAAAUUACCGAAACUUGAGAAAAAUCAACGGAUAGUGCAAUCUUCACGCCAAGAGUGUCUUCAUAUUAAUCAUCUGAUUAAAGUGGAAUCGUAAAAAAAGAAAUACAUACACUGAAAAAAAAACCGGUGGCCCAGUAACGUUGGAAUUUGGUAAAAAUGUAAACUGGAUGCAGCGCUCUACAUGCGUACGUGGAGCGCAUAAUCGUGAAGUGAAAUAUUAAAACAAAUAAAUAAUAAAUUAGCAUCCUUCACACGACUGUGAGUGCAUUUCUAGUCCUGAUAUUAAAUUUCAUAAACAUACAACGAAAAACUGUGCACAUUGUCCUUAGCGGUAUUGCAACAUCGUGCUGACCAAUAACCGUGCCUCGUACACAUGAAAUGGAAAUACAAAUCAAAAAGCAGCACGUAAUUGAUGAUAACAUAAAAAACAACAAUAAUAAUAAUUAUAUUGAUAGCAACAAAAAAAGUAGCGUAGAACAAUCCUUAGUGGCAGCAACCAUUCAUUCAGUGACUGCCUAUAAAAGCAUUUUAAUGCCACCUUUAGGCACUAAACUGUUGGCCGACAAACAGGGACUACACACCAAUAACGAGGCUAGUAAUUUAAAAAUGGAUGUGGAGACCGCAGAUGGCGAGGUGUCAGUUCUACUGGCAAAUAAGAAUUUCCACUAUGACGCACUCUCCAAUGUAGAGGAGCCCUAUGAAGCUGAUGUUGAUGGCAAAGGUGGUGGUGGAGGAGCCGAUUUUGUGGCAGGCAAUGAGGAAAAGCAACUAAUUAAUGAACAGGCUCAUCCACAAGUUACAUGGCUAGAUAAUGAACAAAUUGAUGCACUUGACGUAACCACGUUGGACAUUGGAAAUAUGUUCUUUAACCGCGUUGAUAGUGCAGAAAUAAUUUAUCAAAAGAAAAAGAAAGAAAUUAAAAUGGUAGGAAAGUAUGUUAUGGGUGAUGUGUUGGGCGAGGGUUCCUAUGGCAAAGUGAAAGAAGUGCUUGAUUCAGAAAAUCUCUGUCGGCGGGCAGUAAAGAUAUUGACUAAGCGAAAACUGAGACGCAUUCCCAAUGGAGAACAGAAUGUGCAGCGGGAAAUUCAAUUAUUAAGAAACUUACAGCACAAAAAUGUAGUUGCACUUUUGGAUGUUUUGUACAACGACGAAAAGCAGAAAAUGUACAUGAUUAUGGAAUACUGUGUGGGGGGAUUGCAGGAAUUAGUGGAUAGCGCACCCGAAAAGAAACUGCCUCUCUUUCAGGCGCAUCGCUAUUUUUGCCAAUUAAUAAGCGGCUUAGAAUAUUUACACGGCUGCCGCAUCAUACACAAAGAUAUUAAGCCUGGAAAUCUAUUGCUUUCACUUGAGCAAACAUUGAAAAUUUCGGAUUUCGGUGUCGCCGAACAGUUAGAUCUUUUUGCUAAAGACGAUACAUGCACCACCGGGCAGGGCUCACCUGCAUUUCAACCGCCAGAAAUUGCCAACGGACACGAAUCAUUCUCCGGCACUAAAGUUGAUAUAUGGAGCUGUGGUGUGACGCUCUACAACAUAUGUUCGGGACAAUAUCCAUUCGAAGGUGAUAACAUUUACAGGCUAUUUGAGAACAUUGGACGUGGUCAAUGGGAAGCACCAGAUUGGUUGUACAAGUUGGACGCACAGCUAGCGGGUCUCAUAUUGGGCAUGUUACAAGCUGAUCAGGCUAAGCGAUAUUCUAUACAACAAAUACGCAGUGAUCCUUGGUUCAUAUCAGCACCCGAAGAAAAGGGUCCACCAGUGCCAAUACCACCACUCAAACGUGAUGUCUACCGCCGUUCGACGGUACUGCCUUAUCUAGAUGCUUACCACUAUGAAACCGAGCGUGAUUUGGAGGAAGUUUACUUCACCGAACACGAUCUCAAUCGUGAGUGAGCUCGCACGUCAAGCAGCCGCUGCCGCUGCUGAAAUUAAAGCACAACAACAACAGCAACAACAACAAUUAGCGGCACCCAACUCAGCAGGGCCAUCGACAAGUGCAGGCGCGUCGACUUCGAACAGCAUAAGCAAGGAGAAAAAAUCUUCCUCGUUGAAAAGACGUGCCAAAAAGCUAACGUCUUGUAUAUCUGUAAGAAAGCUCUCAAACUGUCGGCCAUCGUAAUAAGCAGCACAGUGCCAGCGAUUAAAGAGUAUAUAAGGGCGCGCGCACAGGCGCAGCAGUAUAUGUAGUCAUUGGAAAAUCAUAGUUUAAUUGAUAUGAAAAAAAAAACUUAAAAAUUUUCAACUCUAAACAUUUCAUUAGUCGUUGAAUGUCAAGUCAGUUAGCCCUACGCAUAUGUAUGUGCAGCUUGCACUGCUGCAGAGAAUAUAUAAAUGAAAGUAUCUCUCGCUGCCAAAUGCAAGCAACACUCGCAA